GGCCAGGCAUAGACCAGCAGAAUAGGAUCAGACCAGCCAUCAUGUCGACUCCAGAAUGGCUCCUUGGGAUUGCUGUUUCUACCAGAGUCACGAUUGUUGUCUUCCAGAUGAAACAUCAUGAAUGCGGCUAUGUGGCAGAGUAGAAUCGUUUAUAUUUAAUUGACGAUGCGCUCCCACACCCUUCUACCUAUCUAGUAUCUACAGAUCUAGGCCUUAUCAGUCUGAUCGAGAAGAACCGACAGUUUUCAAAAUCUGGAGGAGGGACAAGACAAAUCAGAUACACCUCGUUGACCGCAUUGAGCGCGGGGGAAUCCAGAUAAUUCAGAGACCUGCCCAAACCACCAUGGACAAGCCUCGCGAAAGUCUGAUCGCAAGUGAGAGUACUCCAAGUACUCGGCUCUCGCGGAAAAAGAAGAGAAGCAGUAUGGACGGCGUCAGCUGGUCCCGUUCAGGUUGUCUUACAUGCAAGAAGCGAAGGAAACGGUGCGACGAAGCCAAACCUAGCUGCGGAAAUUGUUCCAGGUUAGGACGAGUAUGCGAGGGCUACGGUUCAGUGUGGACUGAACCGCUCGGUCCCAUGGCGCCGGUUUUUCAGCAGUCGUCCAGGUCGAAACGUCGCAGACUCAGUUCGUCGUCAUCGGAAGCCAAGAGCUCUAUUGCUUGUUCGGAUGUGUUUUCGUCAUGUUCGCCCUCUUCCUUGCAGCCAGCGUCAACGCCAAAUACCUCGGCUUGUUCCUCCCCCUACUCCACAUUAUCAUCAUCUUCUCUGAAGCAUCAUGAUCCCUGCAGUCCUAAUACAGGUUUGGUCUGCGUCUGUGACAGUAAUACUCCGAGAAGCCCAGGCCAUGAACGUGAAAAUCAGGGGGUAGUCAUCUCAUCCUCAACUGGCGAUAAUAUACAUGCAGCUUCUCUCGGUAUUACCAAAUGCUUCAGCCACCUAUCGACACGCGAAACAUACUACCUCCAGUACCACGUAGAACAGGGCUCCAAGCUACUAGCUAAUCUGGAAAAUGAUGAGAAUCCGCUACGAUCCUUGCUUAUCCCCAGAGCGUUGUCUUCGCCUCUUGUCCUGAAUGCCGUGUGCGCGGUCUCCGCGAUACAUCUCUCAAAUCGUCUUCACGACAGCGGCAUGGGGCCGACCCACGCAACCGCAACAAACUAUUACGUCCAAGCACUCCACGGGCUGCGAACUGCUAUUUCAAGUUAUUCCACAGGGACAGGUCUCUUCCCUGAAGAGCCGAUCCUGACGAUCGCUCUCCUGUGCAAGUAUGAGAUCGUGCGUGGAAGCGUCAAGCAAUGGGCGAGUCACUUGGACGCUUUGCAGAAAAUAAUUAUGUCGUGUGGGGGAUUUGGUGCCCUUAAUCGCGACACGGCAGAGUAUCUAAGAGGGCUAAUGGUUUAUUGCGGACACAUGGCCAAGAUCACCAAUCGAGGUAACAAGGACACUGCAAAAGAUGCAUUGAUUUACGACCCUGGUAUUCUUAAUAUACCCACAAAACUAGAUAUCUAUGUAGGAUACACCGAGGAGAUACUCAAGAUAUUUGCCAGAAUAGCCGAUCUAUACUCACUGGAAAGUGAUCUGGAAGCAUUGGAUCUGGAAAUAUUCUCAAUGUGAGUUCCCUUCACCUCAUAUAGAGAGAGAGCUGACUCCAGCAAUCUCAGAAACGAAUCCCUCCGAAUAUGGACACACACAGCAAAGGAAUACAUUAUCCCCAAAGGCAUGACCCAAUCCAAUCUCUCACGCCUGAAAAUGGUAGCCGAC
Molecule: messenger RNA, 1762 nt
Organism: Monascus purpureus
Lineage: Eukaryota; Fungi; Ascomycota; Eurotiomycetes; Eurotiales; Aspergillaceae
Source: the annotation of a GenBank genome assembly